ACCAGCCCCACAGGUAAGUAGAGAGCUUUAAAAGCUGCUGAUCUCCGUCGUCUUCCUCACUCUGGAGGAGGUUUUCAUCAUGGCUGCUGGUCAGAAAUGGCUGCUGUGGUUGAUCACGCUGUGGCCUCUUCUACUCUCCUCUGGAGCUCUUCCUGCUCACUGGCUGCCAGGAGAAUAUGAAAACAGCAGCUCUGAUGCUCUGAGGUUCCUCAGCGAUUACAACAGCACAGCUGAGGAGGUUUUCUCCUUCGCCGUGUUUGCCAGCUGGAACUUUGACACCAACCUGACGGACUACAACUCCAGACUUCAGGUGGAGGCUUUUCUUGAAUUUGAUGAUUUCUCUGAAGCUUGGGGGCUAAAAGCCAAGACGGUCUUCAGCGAUGAGUUGAUCGACUCUCUCCCUGACCGAAAAGACAGAGUCAUGAUCCGAGGAAUCAAGAUUCUGGGUUCUGCCAACCUGAAAAAGAAUGAAAGAGAGGAGCUGAACGUCAUUCUGAGCAACAUGAGCCGCAUUUAUUCUACUGCUAAGAUUUCCCCGAUGCCCAAUGUUAGCUGGACCAUUGACUUUGGGCUCUCAGAAACGAUGGCCAAAUCCAGGAACUACAACAAACUGCUGUUCGUCUGGGAGGCCUGGCACAACGCAGCAGGAGCUCCUCAGAAGAAACUCUACUCCAGGUUUGUGGAGCUCAGCAACAAAGCCGCCAGAGCUGAUGGAUAUGCAGACACCGGAGCUGUUUGGAGAUCCUGGUAUGAGAGUGAAACCUUUGAGCAGGACAUGGAUGAUCUCUAUAAAACCAUCCAGCCGCUCUAUCUGCACCUUCACGCCUUUGUGCGCCGCAAGCUCUACGACCAAUAUGGUUCCAAGUACAUCAACCUGAAGGGACCAAUCCCUGCUCACCUGUUGGGAAACAUGUGGGCUCAGCAGUGGAACAGCAUUUACGAUCUGAUGAUCCCAUUUCCUGGUAAAGUCGACGUGGACGUGACUGACGAAAUGGUCAGACAGGGCUACAAUGCCACACACAUGUUCCGAAUGGCAGAGGAGUUCUUCACUUCCCUGGGAUUACUGGAGAUGCCAAUGGAGUUCUGGGAAGGAUCCAUGAUAGUCAAGCCUGACGAUCGAGACGUUGUGUGUCACGCAUCGGCCUGGGACUUCUACAACCGCAAAGACUUCAGGAUCAAGCAGUGCACUAGAGUCACAAUGGACGACCUCUUCACCGUACACCACGAGAUGGGGCACAUCCAGUACUUUCUGCAGUACAAGGACCAGCCGGUUGGUUUUCGCGGUGGUGCUAACCCAGGUUUUCAUGAAGCCAUCGGGGAUGUCAUGUCCCUUUCUGUUUCAACACUGAAGCAUCUUCACACGGUUAACCUGCUGAAGUCUGCAGAGUCUGAUCCAGAAACGGACAUCAACUUCCUGUUAAAUAUGGCCCUACAGAAAAUAGCUUUCCUGCCUUUUGGUUAUCUCAUGGAUCUCUGGAGAUGGGGAGUGUUUAGUGAGAAAACCCCUCCAGAGAGGUACAACGCUGACUGGUGGUACCUCAGAACCAAAUAUCAGGGAAUCUGUCCGCCCAUCAGACGGACGGAGGACGACUUUGAUCCUGGGGCCAAAUUCCACAUCCCCAACAAUACUCCAUACAUCAGGUAUUUUGUCAGCUUCAUCCUCCAGUUUCAACUCCAUGAGAAGUUGUGUGAAGCAGCCAAUCACACGGGUCCUCUGCACACAUGUGACAUCUACCGCUCUAAAGAAGCAGGAGCCCUUCUGAAGAAAAUCCUUGAACCUGGUUCUUCCAGACCUUGGACUGAACUCCUCCAAGAGACGAUCGGCACCGAUAAGAUCGACGCCAGUUCGCUCAUGAAAUACUUCGACCCUGUUAUUAGAUGGCUGGAAAAGCAGAAUGUGAACGAGACGUUGGGGUGGCCGGACUUCAUGUGGCUCCCACCUGUACCUGAAGACUACCCAGAAAACAUAGUUUUCAUCAUGGCUGCUGGUCAGAAAUGGCUGCCGUGGUUGAUCACGCUGUGGCCUCUUUUACUCUCCUCUGGAGCUCUUCCUGCUCACUGGCUGCCAGGAGAAUAUGAAAACAGCAGCUCUGAUGCUCUGAGGUUCCUCAGCGACUACAACAGCACAGCUGAGGAGGUUUUCUCCUUCGCUGCAUCUGCCAGCUGGAACUACAACACCAACCUGACGGACUACAACUCCAGACUUCAGGUGGAGGCUUUACUUGAAUUUGAUGAUUUCUCUGAAGCUUGGGGGGUAAAAGCCAAGACGGUCUUCACUGAGGAGUUAAUCGACUCUCUUCCUGACCCCAAAGACAAAGUCUUGAUCAAAAACAUCAAGAUUCUGGGUUCUGCCAACCUGCAACAGAACGAAAGAGAGGAGUACACCACCAUUCUGAGCAACAUGAGCCGCAUCUAUUCCACUGUUAAGAUUUCCUCACCACCAAAUGUCAGCUGGAGCCUGGACUUUGGGCUCUCAGAAACGAUGGCCAAAUCCAGAAACUACAACAAACUGCUGUUCGUCUGGGAGGCUUGGCACAACGCGGCAGGACCUCCUCAGAAGGAACUCUACUCCAGGUUUGUGGAGCUCAGCAACAAAGCCUUCAGAGCUGAUGGAUUUGCCGACACCGGAGACAUGGAUGAUCUCUAUAAAACCAUCCAGCCGCUCUACCUGCACCUUCACGCCUUUGUGCGCCGCAAGCUCUACGACCAAUAUGGUUCCAAGUACAUCAACCUGAAGGGGCCAAUCCCUGCUCACCUGUUGGGUAAGAUGGAUAUUAGUACAUGGAACAACAUUUACGAUCUGAUGAUCCCAUUUCCUGGCAAAGUCAAUGUGGACGUGACUGAUGAAAUGGUCAGACAGGGCUACAAUGCCACACACAUGUUCCGAGUGGCAGAGGAGUUCUUUACCUCCUUGGGAUUAAUUGAGAUGCCAAAGGAAUUCUGGGAAGGAUCUAUGAUAGUCAAACCUGACGAUAGAGACGUUGUUUGCCAUGCAGCAGCGUGGGACUUCUACAACCGCAAAGACUUCAGGAUAAGGCAGUGCACUAAAGUCACAAUGGACGACUUCUUCACUGUACACCAUGAGAUGGGGCACAUCCAGUACUUUCUGCAGUACAAGAACCAGCCGGUUAGUUUUCGCGGUGGUGCUAACCCAGGUUUUCAUGAAGCCAUCGGGGAUGUUAUUUUCCUUUCUGUUUCAACACCGAAGCAUCUUCACACGAUUAACCUGCUGAAGUCUGAAACAUCUGAUCCAGAAACGGACAUCAACUUCCUGUUAAAUAUGGCCCUACAGAAAAUAGCCUUGCUUCCUUUUGGCUAUCUCAUUGAUCUCUGGAGAUGGGGAGUAUUUAGAGAGAAAACUCCUCCAGAGAGGUACACCGCUGACUGGUGGUACCUCAGAACCAAAUACCAAGGAAUCUGUCCGCCCAUCAGACGGACAGAAGAGCAGUUUGAUCCUGGGGCCAAAUUCCACAUUCCCAACAACACCCCAUACAUCAGGUAUUUUGUCAGCUAUAUCCUCCAGUUUCAACUCCAUGAGAAGUUGUGUGAAGCAGCCAAUCACACGGGUCCUCUGCACACAUGUGACAUCUACCGCUCUAAAGAAGCAGGAGCCCUUCUGAAGAAAAUCCUUGAACCUGGUUCUUCCAGACCUUGGACUGAACUCCUCCAAGAGACGAUCGGCACCAAUAAGAUCGACGCCAGUUCACUCAUGAAAUACUUCGACCCGGUUAUUAGAUGGCUGGAAAAGCAGAAUAAAGGGAUCCGUGCUGCAGAGGCUAACUCAUUCACACACCUGCUAGCUAUGGCUGCUGCUGCCUGGUGGAUGCUCCUGCUGCCAGUUCUGAGGCUCUCUGGAGCUCUUCCUGCUCACUGGCUGCCAGGAGAAUAUGCAAACAGCAGCUCUGACGCUCUGAGGUUCCUCAGUGACUACAACAGCACAGCUGAGGAGGUUUUCUCCUUCGCUGUGUCUGCUAGCUGGAACUUCAACACCAACUUAACAGACCACAACUCCAAACUUCAGGUGAAUGCCUCCCUUGAACUCGAGGCCUUCUCUGAAGCCUGGGGGUUAAAAGCAAAGACGGUUUUCACUCCUAAGAUCAUUGAUUCUCUGCCUGAUCCUAAAGACCAAAUGCUGAUCAGGGGGAUCAUGAUGCUGGGAUUCGCUAAUCUUCCAGAGGAUGAAAGAGAGGAGGUUAACACCAUUCUCAGCACCAUGAGUCGCAUUUACGCCACAGCUAAAGUUCAUCCACAGAUUAAUGUGAGCUGGAGUCUGGACCGCGAGCUCAAAGAGAUCAUGGCCAAAUCCAGGAGUUACCAGAAGCUGCUGUUCGUCUGGGAGGCCUGGCGCAACCAGUCUGGAGUUCCUCUGAAGCAGCUCUACAGCAGGUUUGUGGAGCUCAGCAACAAAGCCUCCAGAGCUGAUGGAUUUGCAGACACUGGAGAUGACUGGAGAUCCUGGUAUGAGAGUGAAACCUUUCAACAGGACAUGGACAAACUCUAUAAAACCAUCCAGCCGCUGUACCUGCACCUGCACGCCUUUGUGCGCCGCAAGCUCUACGACCAAUAUGGUUCCAAGUACAUCAACCUGAAGGGACCAAUCCCUGCUCACCUGUUGGGAAGCAUGUUUGCUCAGAAGUGGAGCAACAUUUAUGAUCUGAUGAUGCCAUUCCCCAACAAACCAAACCUGGAUGUGACUGACGAAAUGGUCAGACAAGGCUACAAUGCCACACACAUGUUUCGAGUGGCAGAGGAGUUCUUCACCUCCUUGGGGUUAAUGGAGAUGCCAAAGGAAUUCUGGGAAGGAUCCAUGAUAGUCAAGCCUGACGAUCGAGACGUUGUAUGUCACGCAUCGGCUUGGGACUUCUACAACCGCAAAGACUUCAGGAUUAAGCAGUGCACCAAAGUCACAACAGAAGACUUCUUCACUGUACACCAUGAGAUGGGGCACAUCCAGUACUUUCUGCAGUACAAGAACCAGCCGGUUGGAUUUCGUGGUGGUGCUAACCCAGGUUUUCAUGAAGCCAUCGGAGAUGUUAUCUUCCUUUCUGUUUCAACACCGAAGCAUCUUCAAACGAUUAACCUGCUGGAAUCAGGAAAUGCAGAUGAAGAAACCGACCUGAAUCAUUUGUUGAAGAUGGCACUGGACAAAAUAGCUUUCCUCCCCUCUGGGUACCUCAUUGAUCUCUGGAGAUGGGAGGUGUUUGGUGGAAGUACCCCUCCAGAGAGGUACAAUGCUGACUGGUGGUACCUCAGAACCAAAUAUCAGGGAAUCUGUCCGCCCAUCAGACGGACAGAGGACGACUUUGACCCUGGGGCCAAAUUCCACAUCCCCAACAACACCCCAUACAUCAGGUAUUUUGUCAGCUUCAUCCUCCAGUUUCAACUCCAUGAGAAGUUGUGUGAAGCAGCCAAUCACACGGGUCCUCUGCACACAUGUGACAUCUACCGCUCUAAAGAAGCAGGAGCCAUUCUGAAGAAACUCCUUGAAUCUGGCUCUUCCAGACCUUGGCCUGAACUUCUCCAGGAGGCUACGGGCACCAAUCAGAUCGACGCCAGCUCACUCAUGAGAUACUUUGAGCCUUUGAUGAAGUGGUUGGAGAAACAAAAUGUGAACGAGACGUUGGGAUGGCCGGACUUCAUGUGGGUCCCACCCGUCCCUGAAGGAUACCCCGAAGACAUUGAUGGGGUAUAACUAAGAAGCACAUAGAAUGAUCUGCCUUUAUCUGUGAGUUCUGACAGAUCACUUUUAAAAACAGAUUUUUGUACUCUUUCCUCCAGUCAGCAGAUUUAGUGAGUCGGAUCAUGAAUUGUUUUAUUGCUCUUGUUGUUUUAUUGUUAUUGAUUUGGUUUGAUUGUUUUUUGUAUUAUAUUGUUUAGUGAUUUAUUUAUAUUUGACUUCAUGUUCAGUCCUGUGGUUGACUCUGCUUUAAUUUGUUCUCUACAAAUAAUAAUUUGAUUGAUUGGUUGGUUUAUGAAUUGAUCGAUUGAUUCUUCAUAUACUUUUUCUACUGGAUCAAUAACCAAUCAUGUUUCAUGUUUAUGCUCCAGGUAACAGCAGUAGUAAGUAGGAAAAAGAAUGACGGCUCACUAAGUAAACCUAUAUUAUAACAAGAAAAAAAAAAUGUGUCCUGUGUUGCUUAGGAAUACAUUUGUGUCACUUCAAUGCUCCUAUUUGGGACAGGAAGUCUUUUAUUUUG
This is a messenger RNA of Oryzias melastigma (Indian medaka), 6197 nucleotides long. Its product is annotated as angiotensin-converting enzyme. Gene Ontology annotation, cellular component: plasma membrane. Gene Ontology annotation, molecular function: metallopeptidase activity; peptidyl-dipeptidase activity. The transcript is spliced from 37 exons. NCBI's taxonomy places the organism in Eukaryota, Metazoa, Chordata, Actinopteri, Beloniformes, Adrianichthyidae. The record is from RefSeq and is a predicted model, not a curated record. The coding region runs from base 80 to 5692 and encodes 1870 amino acids. Gene Ontology annotation, biological process: proteolysis.